Molecule: messenger RNA, 2778 nt
Organism: Puccinia graminis f. sp. tritici CRL 75-36-700-3
Lineage: Eukaryota; Fungi; Basidiomycota; Pucciniomycetes; Pucciniales; Pucciniaceae
Product: dolichyl-phosphate-mannose-protein mannosyltransferase
Exons: 11
Coding region: 25-2361 (778 amino acids)
Biological process (GO): protein O-linked glycosylation via mannose
Cellular component (GO): membrane; endoplasmic reticulum
Molecular function (GO): dolichyl-phosphate-mannose-protein mannosyltransferase activity
Source: RefSeq, a predicted model, not a curated record
AACAACUUCCAACCACUCUCAUCGAUGGCCACCUCCUCCUACUCAGACCAGAAGAUACCCAUCCAACGGAAGAACACAUCCCAAUACUCGGAACACUCUCACUACCAAGUCGAGCCGGAGAAAAACCGGAUCCUGCAUCCUCAUCCUCCGCCUCCUCCCCACUGGGAAGAUAAAAGGAACGCGCAUAUUAAUCAUAGGGUCGCAAGUCAUCCUACUCGUCCAAUUCCUAGAUAUGAACCACCACUACUAAUAGAUGAUCUCCGAGAACUAGUACCAUUACUAAUAUACACGCUGCUAUCCCUAGCGACUCGACUAUACAAGAUAGGGGGGAUAGACACGGUAGUAUGGGACGAAGCCCAUUUCGGGAAAUUCGGAGCGUAUUAUCUGAACCAGACCUUUUACUUUGAUGUUCAUCCACCCUUGGCGAAGAUGAUGGUAGGCUUGGCGGGUGUGUUGAGCGGAUUCGACGGCACAUACGAUUUCCCUUCCGGCCAGGUUUACCCCAAACACGUCCCGUUCACAUCUAUGCGCAUCCUACUCGCCCUUCCUGGCGUCGCUCUCGUCCCGAUCGCCUGGGCUACUGCACUCGAAUUGGGAUUCUCUGAGUACUCGAGACAUAUCGUCACUAUCAUGGUCCUUUCUGACAUCGCAUUUACCGCCAUCUCACGAUUCAUCCUUCUGGAUUCAACCCUACUAUUUUUCACCUUCAUAACGGUGUACUGUUUGGCAUGUUUCCACAACCAAAGAAGAUAUCCGUUUGAUUUUGAAUGGUGGUUUUGGCUGGCCAUGACAGGGCUCUCAAUCGGCUGUGUAACAAGUGUGAAAUGGAUCGGCUUGUUUGUCACGGUCCUUGUUGGGGCCCACACAGCCGACGAACUUUGGGAGAAAUUCGGCGACCUUAGGAUGCCAAUCAGGACCUAUCUCAAACAUUGGGCAGCUAGAAUAGUCUGCUUGAUAGUCUUGCCAAUCCUAGUCUACAUGUCAUUUUUCAAGAUCCAUUUUAUGAUCUUGAAUAGGUCUGGUCCGGGAGACGCUCAGAUGAGCUCAUUAUUCCAAGCCAAUCUGGUUGGAAAUGAUUUCGCGCGUAGUCCACUUGAAAUUGCAAUUGGCUCACGGGUGACGAUCAAAAAUAUGGGUUUUGGCGGUGGGCUACUACAUUCACAUGUUCAGACCUAUCCGACAGGCUCCCAGCAACAACAAGUGACAUGUUACCAUUACCGUGAUAUGAACAAUGACUGGAUGGUGACGCCUCUACUACAUGAGCCGGCCUAUAACGAGUCUCAGCCCAUCAAGUUCUUGAAGCACGGGAGUGUGAUCCGACUGGUCCAUGUUCUGACGGGCAGGAACCUACACACACAUACGAUCCCAGCACCGAUCACGACGCUUAAUCACGAGGUGGCUGGUUACGGCAAUGCGACGAUUGACGAUAGUAGCUCGUAUUGGCUGAUCGAAGUCGUCGACGACAUGAUUCGUGGCAAGAGGAAAAACUUCGAGAAUAUCAACAUCCUCUCCACUCGCUUUCGAAUCCGCAAUCUCAACCUCGGCUGUUAUUUGAGAGCCGCUAACGCCGUCUUGCCUCAAUGGGGUUUCAAACAAGUCGAAGUAUCUUGUGAUAAACAAAACGAUCCAAACGAUCAUCACACUUAUUGGAACGUUGAAAGUCAUAUCAAUCCUCGUCUUCCUGAAGGGGAUAUGAAACUGAUGAGAUCGCCCUUCUUGAAGGAUUUCUGGCACUUGAAUGUGGCGAUGAUGACGUCGAACAAUGCGCUGAUACCGGACCCGGACAAGGAAGAUGCGACGGCGUCGACGCCGUUGGAGUGGCCAUUCGUGUACACGGGCAUGCGGAUGAACGCCUGGAUCGAUAAUGGGAUCAAGUUCUAUCUGAUCGGCAAUCCGCUCACCUGGUGGCUCUCUACCUCUGCCUUGGUCGUCUAUUGCCUCUCCUUGGUCUGGUAUCUUGGUAGGUACAAGAGACAAAUUAAUGAUCUGUCGCCCAUCGAAUGGAGACGGUUCAUCUAUGGCGGCAAAGUCGCACUCGGUGGUUGGAUCUUACAUUACGCUCCAUUCUUGUUUAUGGGACGGGUGACUUAUCUGCACCAUUACUUCCCCGCACUAUGGUUCUCGAUCUUGAUGUUCGGCUUGAUCGUCGACCAUUUCAUCUUUAAAGCUAAGACGAGCAGGUUUAUUCGCUUGACUAAGCUCAACAAAAUCGCGAUCUGCUCCACCCUUUGUGUUGCCAUCAUGCUCACCGGGAUCUGGUUCAAAGAUUGCGCUUGGGGAAUCAGCGGUCCUAUCCAUCUUUAUAAGUAUCGUCAAUGGAGAAAAUCAUGGAGUAUUUAUGACGACCAUACGACCAAAUGAUCAACAAGCUAUGAGUAUAUCUACGCAGAAACGUUUAAAUAUACUUCAAACAGUCACUCUCGAACAUGUGUUCGAGACACAUUGAUCUAUCCAGAAGAAAACCCGGUCAAACCUCCUCCUCCUUGACCAUUUAUUAAAAUCUAGACCGUCGUCGUGGUUUUGGGUCCAGAAUUGACUUUAUUGACCCUACGAAGAAUUGAAAAAAGUCACCUUGUAUUACAUACUCUUUAUGAUAUAUAUACUACAUACACAUUUUAGAAUAAACAACCAGAAGCAAUGUUCAACAACAUAACAUAAGAGAACCUUGGGUUGAGUAAACAAUACAAUUGUGUAAUACUGCUGCUACAUAGUCCACUUUUACUUAAUUACCAUACCUAAUUUGAAGAAAAUGUGAUGUAGCUGGUCGUUGAUCAUGAG